AAAAGUCAACGGAAAAGCCGAUGGAGAUUUCAAAGAAACAUGGACGAAGAAGACGAAGUCAGAGCUUUGGCUUGACUAAGAAAAAAGGAACAAAAUGGAAAUUCUUGUAAUUGGAGACUUAAUAUUAUUAUAAUUAUUGUUAUUAAUAUCAAAGGCGAGAGGUUUAGGGCUUACAAAAGAUCGAAGAAAAAAAAUGGAUUCAAAAAAAUUUGUUUCGAUCUCUUUUUUCUUCUUUUCUUUUCUUUUACUCUUCCAUGAAUCUGUCGCUCGAACUGUGGAUGGUGGACCUCCCAUGUCUUCUCCGUCACCGUCACCGGCGCCUGGGCCUGGUGAAGAGGGAUGUUGGUUUCAGUCGGCGAGUUGCCGUAACGAAAGCUUAAUGGCAUGCAUUGAUCCUUCGUCAAUUGCUUCAAAGGAAUUAUUAUUUGUCAAGAAUGAUGGUGAGAGACUCCUAAAUGUGACUAUCUCAUAUGCUAAGCAUAUCAUCCAGAAGAUUCCAAUACCAGGACACCAAAUUAAAGAGGUUAAUAUCUCAGCAAAUCUUGGUGGAAAUUCAGUCAUACAAUUAGAUGCUGGAAAUUUGGAGUGUGUAAUUCGCAUAGGAUCACCAGCAUUAGGUGGCAGCAUCUUCAAUUAUUUCCCUUUUGCCACACAAAUAACCCCCAUCAAUGGAGCCUACCUACUGUUUCUAACAGGUCUGAUCGUCUGGAGUACUUGGGCGUGCUACAAGCAUGGUAAAAGAGGACGGCAGGGUGAUGGAAUCCCAUAUCAGGAGCUGGAAAUGGGGCAACCUGAUUCACCUUCACCUCACAAUGUGGAAACAGCUGAAGGUUGGGAACAAGAUUGGGAUGGCAACUGGGAUGAGAUAAAGUCAAAGACAGCUAAGGGCCUUACUUCCAGGCCUCCCAAGAGAGAUGAUCGGGAAAAUACUUGGGAUGACUAGGAUGAGAGUUAUGAGAUAAUAGUU
Durio zibethinus is the source of this 967-nucleotide messenger RNA. RefSeq lists its product as uncharacterized. The record is from RefSeq and is a predicted model, not a curated record. NCBI's taxonomy places the organism in Eukaryota, Viridiplantae, Streptophyta, Magnoliopsida, Malvales, Malvaceae.